UUUCAUUUGAAUUAUUUUUUUUUAUAUCUUUUAGAAAGAAAAUUUUGUAAAUUGUAAUGUAUAGAGAAUUAUGUCUACAUUAAUACAUGAUUAUACAAAUGAAAUAAUUGGUAAAAGCCUUUUGGGAAUGACAAAACUACAUAAUGGUUUAAUUGUAUUAGAAAAUUGUAAUACAGUGUUACAUAAAAAUUAUACAAAUAUGACUGGAAAGGUAAAGUUAAUAUCUGGGGGCAAAGUAGAAAAUGAAUUGACAUAUACAGGAUUUGUAGGUCCUGGCAUGUUAACAGCAGCAAUUUUAGGAAAUACUUUUUGUGCACCUCCAGCUAAUGAUAUCCUGAAAGUUAUUGAAGAAGUUGGAUUUGAUCAUUCUUCUGGAAUAUUGUUAAUUAUUCAAAAUGAUACAGAAUAUAUUAUUAAUUUUACUGCUGCUAAAUUACAAGCUGAGGCAAAAGGAUAUAUUGUUAAAAUAAUUACAAUAAAAAGUACAUCCCAUUAUUGUGGAAGUACUACUCAGGAGCAAGAUUUUUCACCAAUAAUUUUUAUCUAUAAAAUAGCAGGAGCUAUGUCAGAAGAAGGAAACAAUAUAAAUGAAAUCUAUUCUGUUUGCAACUCUAUUGCAAACAAUGGAGAAAUGACUCUUCUGAAAGCAGAAUAUGAAAGGAAAAUGUGUAAGGAGUAUGAAUUAGAAAUGUUUUCAAAUUUAGCUAAGCAAAUACUUGAACCUGUAAUAAAUAUAUUGAAUUCAGGAUCAGAAGGUCAAAGUAAUAUAUGUGAAAUGAAAACAUUUCAUACUGGUCAUGAGAUUGCAAUUAUAAUAAAUAACUUUGGUCAUAAUCAAAUAGAGACAAAUACCUUUAUCUUAGAACUUGUUAAACAAGUAGAAACAUAUGGAUUAAAAACGAAAAGAAUAUAUGUAAAAUCAUUGAUGACUGAUGUCAGUGGUUUUCACAUUUGUUUAUUAAACCUUUCAUUUACUAAAGUAUUGAUUAAGUAUUUAGAUUUUCCAACAUAUGCACCCGCAUGGCCGAAAGUGUUAACAUUUGAAACAAUGAACAUUAAAAAUGACGAUACAACACAACUAAUUACAUCAGAAAAGUAUUGUAAGGGUAUCAACACAUCUGACAUAAAUAUUCAAGGGCCAAUAAUUAGUUACGAAACUGCUCAAUUAUUUUUAUCAGUCAUAUCAAUGGCAUGUGAAGCAAUAAUAGCAUGCACAAAUCAAUUAAAUAAAAUGGAUCAACAAUUUGGAAAUGGGGAUUGUGGCACAAGUCUUGCACGUGGAGCUAAUGCAAUACAACAUGCCAUUCAGGAAAAUAAAAUAUUGGGAACAAAUGUGUGUGUAACAUUUACCCAAAUUAGUCAAAUUAUUGAAAGAACAGUGGGUGGUGUACAAGGAGGACUAUACUCUUUAUUCUUUCAUAAUAUUGCUAAAACUUUUUCAGAAUGUGAAAAUGAUAAGAAAUUAACAGCAGAUAUGUGGUUAUAUGCCUUAGGCAAAGCAAAGGAAAUAAUAGAACAACUUGAAAUAACUUCUAUAAAUGAUGGAACACUGUUACAUGUUUUAACAGAAGUGGAAAAUGAUUUAGAAAAUGCAUUAAAUAGAAACAUGAAUCCUCUUGAUGCAUUUGCUAUAGUUGUAAGAACUGCUGAAAACUUUGCUAUAAAUACUGUGCAUACACAGUCUUCUCAUAUAAAAAGAUAUAAAGAAUUGAAAUACCCUAAUCCUCAAGCACAUGCAGUAGGUAUAUGGAUGAGAGCUGCAUAUGAAGUUACUAAUCAAAAUAUUGUUGAAGAUGGACAGUAUGAAUGCGAAGGAUGCCAAAGUAUUGGUAAUGUGAAAUAUUUAAGUAAUGAACAUGAAACCAGGACAUCAUUCCUAUCUGCUCAACAAUCGUUAACUCAAGAUAUUUGGUGCCUAUUGAAGCACGCAUGUUUUAGGAGUUUAAGCUGUGAAGUACAUCCUGGUAAAGAAGGUGUUUGCUACUUUGGAGAUGAAUAUAGGGGGCAUGUUUUAAGUCAUACAUUUACAUUAAAAGAUGCCCAGGCAAGAGGUUUUCGCAAAUGGUGCAGUUUUAUUGUUUUCAUGAGGGAUAAACAAUUUCUGCUAAACAUGUGGCCUUUUUUAGUCGACAAUUUAAAGGAAGUAAUUAGAGAAUUACAAGAUUUUGCUGAAAAAAAGUAUAAUGCUGAAGAAGCAAAAUGUCCACAAAGAAUUGUUCGUCUAUCAGCUAACAAUGGAUCAGGAUCAUACAAUAAUUCAAAUAAACAGCCUAGAACUUUGAUCAGUAUCACUAAUGAAAAACAUGUGUUUAUAAGAAUUCACAUGUGGCUGGUAUGGAUUCUUAGUGCAGGAGCAAGACACUUUGUGGAAAUUUUUCCCAUGAGUUUAUUAGAUGACGAAUUAAACUACAAUUUAGAGCAUCAGAUUGAAACCGAAGAUGGAUUCACUUUAGUAAAUGCCAAAUUACCUGUAAAUUUAAAUUUAAAUUCGAAUGAACAAGAAGUAACGUCUGAAUUCUUAGAAGUCUCAGGAAAAUCUACUACAGUGAUACUUAGAGAUUUAAGAAUUGUAUUAGGAAAAGAGCAGUUUAGACAACUUUUAUAUUCUAGUUUAACAGGUGUUCAAAUUUUGGUAAGAGGUCCAAACAUUCAAAGAUUGGAAUCUUUAUAUGGACUUAGUUCUCUUAUUCCACGUGCAUGUAGAAGAGUUAAAACUCAAGCAACAGAAUAUAUGGAUCCUAAUAAGUGUAACUUUAUUGGUGUGGAUACUUCAGUGGCUGUACCUGUACCAUGCGCGAAUGUGUGUAGAUUAGAUAUCGUAUCUAGUGAGCAUAAAAUUGAAAAUUCUAGCUCACAUGUUGUCAGAUGGACAGGUACAUUACCAUUAAAGCUCCCAACGUUAUUAACAAAGAUUGAAAAAUCACUGGAUAAUGAAAAACUUGGAAAUUCUACUCUUAAAGCACAUUUUGCUGCACUGCAAGAAGAAUGGGCAAACAUCGCAAAAGUAGUCCAUGCGAUGAGAGGUCGUGGGCAUAGCGGAGACCUUUCUGGACUUAUGCUUAGCUUAGGUGCUGGUCCUCAUGAUAAAAAAUUAUUAGACGCUUGGUCAAUGGGAUUGCCACCAAACCCAGCAUAACUUUGUAAUCAAUCCAAAAUGUUUUACGUGUUGUAGAGUAUUAUUUGGUAACAAUUAAUUUAAUAUACGUGUAUUCUCUUA
Molecule: messenger RNA, 3217 nt
Organism: Osmia lignaria (orchard mason bee)
Lineage: Eukaryota; Metazoa; Arthropoda; Insecta; Hymenoptera; Megachilidae
Gene: BHD
Product: folliculin
Biological process (GO): positive regulation of TORC1 signaling; glycerol metabolic process; positive regulation of transforming growth factor beta receptor signaling pathway
Cellular component (GO): cytosol
Molecular function (GO): glycerone kinase activity; GTPase activator activity
Source: RefSeq, a predicted model, not a curated record